Molecule: messenger RNA, 2952 nt
Organism: Plectropomus leopardus (leopard coralgrouper)
Lineage: Eukaryota; Metazoa; Chordata; Actinopteri; Perciformes; Serranidae
Gene: ptpn2a
Product: protein tyrosine phosphatase non-receptor type 2a
Biological process (GO): negative regulation of receptor signaling pathway via JAK-STAT; peptidyl-tyrosine dephosphorylation; negative regulation of ERK1 and ERK2 cascade
Cellular component (GO): nucleus; cytoplasm
Molecular function (GO): protein kinase binding; non-membrane spanning protein tyrosine phosphatase activity
Source: RefSeq, a predicted model, not a curated record
UUGUGCAGGAGCAGCAGACUCCCCGCAGGGAUCCCCAGGGUUACACACACUGCUGUUUAGAUGGCUAACAGAAAGGAGUAAGUUAGUGAACGGUGCUGCAAACACUCUGUGAUCAUCCAGCGAGUGUCUCGGGGCACUUAUUACGAAAAAAUGGAGCAAGAAUUUGAAGAUAUUGAUUCGUCCGGGAGAUGGCAAAACCUUUACAAUGAAAUUCGUAACCAAGCCAGUGAAUAUCCUUACAAAGUGGCAAAACUUCCAGUGAAUCGUAAUUUGAACCGCUACAGAGAUGUGAGCCCAUAUGAUCACAGUCGGGUAAAACUUGAAAACUCUGAAAAUGACUACAUCAAUGCAAGUUUAGUCACCGUGGAAGAAGCCCAAAGAUCUUACAUUCUUUCUCAGGGGCCUUUGAGGAAUACCUGUGGUCAUUUCUGGCUGAUGAUUUGGGAGCAGUGUUCCAAAGCUGUUAUAAUGCUCAACAGAGUGAUCGAAAAGGGAUCUGAAAAGUGUGCACAGUACUGGCCCACCACAGAGGAGCUACAGAUGUCUUUCACUGACACGGGGUUUGUUGUCAGGCUACUUUCAGAGGAGGACCAAUCCUAUUACACGAUCCGAGUGCUAGAACUGCAAAACACAAUGACAGGCGAGUCAAGGGAGAUCUACCACUUUCACUACACCACGUGGCCUGACUUUGGUGUCCCAGAAUCUCCGGCCUCCUUCCUCAACUUCCUCUUCAAGGUGCGGGAAUCUGGCUCGUUGGGACCGGAGCACGGGCCCUCUGUGGUGCACUGCAGCGCUGGGAUCGGACGUUCAGGGACCCUCGCCUUGGUGGACACCUGCCUGGUGCUGAUGGCCAAGAGGAAGAACCCGUCAUCGGUGGACAUACAGAAGGUGCUACUGGAUAUGAGGGAAUACCGUAUGGGCCUGAUCCAGACCCCUGACCAGCUCCGUUUCUCCUACAUGGCUGUCAUUGAGGGAGCCAAACUCAUCCUGUCAGCCAACUCAGCAGACCAGCAGAUCAAGCAGACAGUGAUGUCAAGAGAUAGCUCGGAGCCAGAUCUGCCCCCUCCACCACCUCCCCCCAGACCGCACCUCAACGACAGCAGGCCCAACGGUCAGCCAGGACCCUGUCUGGAGCCGCAGGCCACCUCAGGAGACCAACCGCCAGUAGGAGAGCCAGACAGCCAAGACCACAACGUGGCAGAGAACUCGGGGCACGUAAGAAAGCGACACCGUGAGGAGAAGAUGGCCAGCAUCUCGCAGAAGGUCCAGCAGAUGAAACAGAGACUGAUCGACUCGGAGAGGAAACGAGACAGGUGGCUGUACUGGAGACCCAUCCUGCUCAACGUGGGUGCCGGGGCAGCUGUGGCCAUCGGCCUGCUGGUGUGCUGGAUGUACGCCCAGUGAAAUCUCUGGGUCACUUAAAACUGACUCCUAUUUUGCACCAGUACCUAGGAGUAGGUACUUCUCUAAGUAGAUGUAGAUGGUAUUAUGUGCAUAACUGAGGGUAUUUAUUUCUUAAGGUCAAAUGUGGGAGCGCUAGAUCAAAAUGAUUGUGUGUAUAUUUUUCAUUAAGAUCUUAACAAAAAUAGUAACAUCUCAGGAUCUUGGUGCCAGCACGAUGAUUUCAUUUCCUUUCCUUCUUGUCACUGUUGAUGAAUGUACUGUAUCAUAGCAAAUGGCUUUGAAAGAAACUUACUAAAGGUGCAGUACAAAGCAAAAAAAAAAAGAAAAAUCCGACAGGUUUGUUUUUGCAUUCUUUAUUUGUAAUGGUCAGAUGUGUUUUGAUCCUCUCUGGUUUUACAUUUUGCAUUUCAAAAUGACUUGUGUUGAUCCUACCACAAAUACGUAGGUCAGCUGUGGGGAUUUUUUGUUUUUCUGUCAUGAAAGUUGCAUAUCAUGCAUGCAUUUAGAGGUUUUCCAGAGCACCGCUCGUUCUUCCAUUCACACUCAGCAGAGCAUCCCGAUACGGUCAGAUAUAUAUUUUUGUGUGACUGGACACUUCAUGGGGAGCCGCCUCGCUGAUGUCUCAAACUCUGCUAGAAUGUUAGCCAUUUCUCUUAAACGAGCACCUUUUUUCAUAGGUUUUGGUUGGAUCAUACAAGCUGUCAGCUCCCUCACCGCUUACUGCGUGUUUUUACCCACUGGAUGGGUUCAUGUGUGUGUUUUCAAGUUGUCCCACUGUUUGUUUUUGAGGAAACCAAAGCAAAGCUGUCCGUUUUUUGGAACGCCUGGCAAUGACAAAACCCUGUACCCCAAUUGUGUGGAAUGUAUUCUCCAUUCUGACAUAACUGACAACUGCAUUACAAAGUGAUAGUCAUAGUAGCUUCGUGUUGCUUUUGACUAAUUAAUUUGAAUCACCAAAUUGGUUUUCAAUUGACUGGGACCAAUCUAAAGCGAUAAUAAUGCAAUUUAGACGCCGGGAACAGAGCAUAUUGGAUUCAAUUCUAGUAAGGAGAGAAUCUAGCAUACAUGUUUGUAUCUGUUUGCAGGUUGAGAUAGCUUUUCAUGUGCCUUGAAGUGAAUUAAAUGGCAAAAUGUGUGCUCCACUAGCAUCAUCAGUACUGAUCAAGGUUUAUACGAGCUGUUCCCACAUAAUGUGUUUGCACUGCAUCACUUGGUUUGUAGUAACUGGAGUUGUGAUACAGCAGAUUUGUAUCAGAGUUCACUGUGCAUCAAAUGUAUCAUUGGCAUGUACUGAGAUGAAACGGUGCAUUGCUGAUUGGCAAGUUCCCACUGUCGGACACAGCUUUUUUUACUGAGUUCUCAUUUAACCCGGAAGAGACACGUUUGACCGUAACAUUCCAUUCAUUCUUGUUUUUCCACAUAAGAUUUCAGGGGAGUUUUGUACGCUACUGAGCUGCAGUGAGAACAUGACGGAUGGCGUUUUGAGAAAAAAAAAAAGCAAAACAUGAAAUACUUCUUAAAAUAAAACAUUCAUCUUUUUCUACCAAA